AUGGUAGCAGCUUGUGAAAAUUGUUCUGAUGUUGUAAAAUAUUUAGUUAAAUUAUCAAAUGUUGAUAUUGACUUACAAAAUAAUGAAGGUGAAUCGGCAUUAUAUCAAGCUGCUUCUAUGGGUAAUGCUGAAGUGGUUGAUAUAUUAAUAGAUGCUAAUGCUAAUGUUGAAUGUUGUAAUAAUGAAAAUAUUACACCACUUAUUAUUGCCGCUUAUCAUGGCCAUGCCGAAGUUUGUCGUGUUCUUAUUGACCAUGGUUAUGCCAACGUAAAUUUUCAAGAUAGUUCUCAAAAAACCGCUUUAUCAUUAGCUUGUUUUGAAGGUCAUGUUGAAGUAACUAAAAUUUUAUUGGCUCGAGGUGCAAAUGUGCGCAUUACGGAUAAGUAUGGAUGGACUGCAUUAAUGUUUGCUUCUUAUAAUGGACAUGAAGCAGUAUGUCAAUUGUUAUUGGAAUAUAAUUCAGAUAGUUCAGUUAAAACGAUCAACGGAAAAACGGCAAUUAUACUUGCACAUGACGCUAAACAUACUAAUGUAGCAAAUUUAAUUGAGAGAUUCAAUAAUAAUAAUAAUAGUAGUAGUAAUAAUAAC
Molecule: messenger RNA, 588 nt
Organism: Rhizophagus irregularis DAOM 181602=DAOM 197198
Lineage: Eukaryota; Fungi; Glomeromycota; Glomeromycetes; Glomerales; Glomeraceae
Cellular component (GO): cell periphery; cell septum
Molecular function (GO): chitin synthase activity; protein binding
Source: RefSeq, a predicted model, not a curated record